This is a messenger RNA of Colletotrichum higginsianum IMI 349063, 3282 nucleotides long. RefSeq names its product Glycoside hydrolase family 2. Bases 1 to 3282 code for a protein of 1093 amino acids. The record is from RefSeq and is a predicted model, not a curated record. The transcript is spliced from 4 exons. Lineage: Eukaryota; Fungi; Ascomycota; Sordariomycetes; Glomerellales; Glomerellaceae.
AUGGAAUCGUCCUUCGAUCCCGUCAAAGACGACAGGACCGUCAUGACCGGCGCCGGUGAACGCCGGAGCACGGAGGAUGCGCCGAACCCGCUGACGUACCCCAAGGCCGCCGAGCCCUUCAGCCAGGAGCUCUUCAAGAGCCCGACGUCGGAGUACCGGGGAUGCCCGUUGUGGGCAUGGAAUACGAAGCUGGACAAGGAAAAGCUCCUCCGGCAGAUCGACCACCUGAAAGACAUGGGUAUGGGCGGCUUCCACAUGCACGUCCGGACCGGGUUGGAUACCGACUACAUGGGCCCCGAGUUCAUGGAUCGUGUGCGAGACUGUGUCGAAUAUGCCGAGAGCAAGGGGAUGCUCGCCUGCCUAUAUGAUGAUGACCGCUGGCCCUCGGGGGUUGCUGGCGGCAAGGUUGUGAAGGAAUAUCCCGAACACAAGGCCAAGCAUCUCAUGUUCACGCCACGACCAUACGGCAGUGUUGAACUUGGAGGCGAUUGCUCCCCCAGCACAGCACGAGCAUGCCGGAGUGAGCAGGGAUAUCUGCUCGCCCGGUUCUCCGUCACCCUCGAUGAGAAUGGCCGUCUCAAGUCGAGCAAGAAGCUCCAGGGAGGCGAAGACGCGGAGCCCGGCGGCCGAGUGUGGUAUUGCUACGUCGAGAUCAACCCGCCCUCGGCCUGGUUCAACGGCCAGACCUACGUCGACACGAUGAGCACCGAAGCCAUCAACCGCUUCAUAGAGAGCACUCACGAGGUCUACAAGGACAAGAUCGGCGACAAGUUCGGCACCGUGGUGCCCUGCAUCUUCACCGAUGAGCCCCAGGUCGCCAACAAGACCCAACUCUCCAGCCCGACCAGCGUCGAAGACGUCUUCCUCCCGUGGACGGGGGAUCUCCCCGAGACCUUCCGGAACGCCUUCGGCGACGACGCCGAUCUCAUCAGCAGCAUCCCCGAGCUGAUCUGGGACCUGCCGGGAGACACGCCCAGCCUGGCCCGCUACCGGUUCCACGACCACGUCAGCGAGCGCUUUGUCACGUCCUUCCUCGACCUCCUCGCGAGCUGGUGCCGCAAGAACAAGAUCCUCCUCGACGGCCACAUGAUGGAGGAGCCGACGCUGCGGUCCCAGACGACGGCGCACGGCGAGACGAUGCGGUGCUACCGCAACCAGUCGAUGCCCGGCAUGGACCUGCUCAACGACUGGGUCGAGUACAACACGGCCAAGCAGUGCACGAGCGUGGGCCGCCAGAACGGCAUCCGCGGCGCCAUGAGCGAGAUCUACGGCUGCACCCACUGGUACUUCAGCUUCGAGGGCCACAAGGGCUGCGGCGACUGGCACGCCGCCCUCGGCAUCACCUUCCGCGUCCAGCACCUCAGCUGGCUCAGCAUGGCCGGCGAGGGCAAGCGGGACUACCCGGCCAGCAUCAACUACCAGAGCCCGUGGUACCGCGAGUAUGGCUACGUCGAGGACCACUUCGCCCGCGUCGGCGUCGCCAUGACCCGCGGCAGGGCCGUCACCCGCGUCGCCGUCGUCCACCCCAUCGAGAGCUUCUGGCUGUGCUUCGGCCCCAACAACAGCGGCGACGACGAGGGCGGCCGCCGCGACCAGGCCUUUGUCGAGCUGACGGACUGGCUUCUGCACGGCCUGGUGGACUUUGACUUCAUCGCCGAGAGCCUGCUGUCGAACCAGAUCGACAAGACGGUGGAGGUGUCGGCGCCCCUGAAGGUUGGCCACUGCGAGUACGACGUCGUCAUCUUGCCCAACCUCCGGACGAUCCGGUCCUUCACCCUCGACGUCGUCAAGAAGUUUGCCGCGGCAGGGGGUAAAGUCAUCAUCGCCGGGGCGGGGCCGGUGUUGGUCGACGCGCAAUACCCGCCGCCGGAGAUCAACCUCGACAUCGAGCCGUGUACCAAGGUCGACUGGAACAAGGACGCCAUCCUCUCCAUCGUCUCCGAAAGCCGAGAGCUGAAGAUCGAUCUCAAGCAAGGGGGGCCGACCCAGACUCUCUUGUACCAGCUGCGCCAGGAUGGCGAAGAGAGAUUCCUCUUUGUCUGCAACACGGACCGCACUAACCCGUACGAUACGGUGGUCAACAUCAAGGGCGAAUGGGACGUUGAGAUCAUGGACACCUUCACAGGCAACUGCCACCACCACAAGGUCAAGUAUGACGACGGAUGGACAGUCUUCGAGCAUCGGUUCGAGGGCUGCGCCAGCUUGUUGUUGAGACUGCACCCCAUCCUCGCCGAGACCCUGUCCUUCGUCGACGUCGUCGAGGAGGUCGCUUCGGCGCCGUGCCAAAAGCAGUCGGCAGAACUCAAGCUGGAGGAGGUCGUCCUCUCCGAGCCCAACGUCCUGAUGCUCGACUACGCGCUCUACAGGAUCGACGACGACCCGUGGGAAGACGCGUCGCGGCAGGAGAUCCUCAGGAUCGACAACGAGAUCCGCGGCCGUCUGCGUCUGCCCCCCAAGGGCUCGGCAUGGAGGCAGCCCUGGACCGUUCCGCAGUCGGAGCGGGCCGCCAAGGUCUACGUCGACCUGCGCUUCGAGUUCGAGUCCCAGAUCGUCGUCAAGACGCCCGCCUACCUCGCCAUGGAGAACCCGGAGAACGCGAGCAUCUCCAUCAACGGCCACAAGCUGCCGCUCGACGCCGAGGUGCUGUCCUGGUGGGUCGACGAGGACAUUAAGACAGUCCCCGUGCCGAAGCGGGCGAUCCGCAGGGGCAAGAACGUCAUCGAGCUCAGCAUGCCCUUCGGCGUGCUGACGAACCUCGAGAGGAUCUACGUUCUCGGCAGCUUCAGCGUCGAGCUCAAGGACAACCUGCCCGUCCUGUGCGAGAGGCGCCGGAGCCUGGGAUGGGGCGACGUCGUGCCGCAGGGCCACCCGUUCUACGUCGGUAACGUCACCUACAACUGCAGCUUCUCGCUCCUGUCCCGGUCGGACGUGACGCUGUCGGUCCCGCAGUUCUCCACGCCCGUCGUCAAGGUCCAUUGGGGGGAGAAGGGCCGGAAGAGCGGGCACAUCGCGCUGCAGCCGAGGACGCUGGCCCUCGGGGAGCUCGAGGCCGGGAGGCACGAGGUCGCCAUCACCGCCUUUGGGUACCGGUACAACUCGUUCGGCCACGUCCACCUGGCAGCAGGGUACCCCGGUUGUUCGCCUGACCGGUGGCGAUCUGCGGGUCCGGACUGGAGUGAAGAGUAUCAGUUAAGACCAAACGGUAUCUUGGAGAAGCCUUCCGUUCUUGUGGAGUCAAAAACCGGCGAUGGGAGCGAGGACUGGAUCGUCCUGGCUGAGUAA